GCAACGUCCGUGAUGGGCUUGAAGGUUCUAGUUGCUCUGACAGGAUAAAUGCAACCUACCAACUGCUACAUAGAAGUGUCAAAAACAGCUCAUUUAGAAAAGAUGCGUUGGUUCGACGGCUCUAUUCCAGCAGCCAUCGCCGCAUCCAAGCGAUACAAUUAUAUUUUUGUCGUCGUCAUCACAGGAGACGAUGAGCAAUCCACCCAGAUGUUGUCAAGCUGGAAGGAUGGCCGUGUAGCGGAGGCCACGAAGAAUUGCUGUGUCGCAAUUAAAGUUGAUGCCAAAAGUGAAACAUGUGUGCAGUUUUCGCAGAUAUAUCCAGUGGUUUGCAUUCCAUCCAGUUUCUUCAUAGGAGAGAAUGGCAUCCCGCUGGAGGUGAUUGCAGGUGGUAUCUCAGCAGAGGAGCUCGCAAAGAGGAUAAACAAAGUCAAGCAGAUGCACUCUGCACAGAGAGGCAGCAUUCCUCAGCUCGAGGCAGAGGUAGUGAUGCAAGUGGAGAGUCCUGGGCCUGCCCCGGAAACGGUUGCCUCUCCCUCUGAAACCCUAUCUGUAAAGAGCUCUGCCACAGCAACAGGAAACCCCUCCACUGCUGCUACAUCUAAAGAAUCUCUCUCUCUACCUAUGGAGGAAUGUGGAGCUUCAGGUUAUGUGACUCCAGGUGAUGAUAGAAGCCUGUCCUCCGAUGACACGUCUCAGGCCUCUCAGUCAGAAGAGUCUAUGGAUGCCAAGGUGGAGAGGUUGACAAAAAAACUAGAAGAAAGACGGGAACAGAAAAGGAAAGGAGAAGAAGAGUCCGAGAUAAAGAAGGAGAUUGAGAGACGGAAGCUGGGGAAGGACAUGCUGGACUUCAAGCGGAAGCAGGAGGAGGAGAAGACCAAGCGGCUGCUGGAGGAACGAAACCGGGAGAAGGCGGAGGAGAGAGCUGCCAGGGAGCGGGUCAAACAGCAGAUCGCUCAGGACCGUGCUGACCGGGCAGCUCGCUACGCUAAAACCCAAGAGGAGGCGGAGGCCACCAGGCUGGCAGCGCUACAGGCCAGGCAGGUGGAGCAGGAGCUCAAGAGAGCGGCGUUACAGAGAGAGAAAAGUGCAAUUGCCAGGAUACAGUUCCGCCUGCCUGAUGGUUCAUCCUUGACCAACCAGUUCCCUUCAGAGGCUCGGCUGCAUGAGGCCAGGCAGUAUGCUGCACAGGAGGUGGGCAACAGGUUUGGGCACUUCUCGUUGGCCACCAUGUUCCCCAGGCGGGAGUUCACAGCAGAAGACCUGGAGAAGACGCUGCUGGAGCUGGAGCUAGCCCCCAGUGCCUCCAUCGUCCUGCUUCCGCAGUCGAGCAGGCCGGCCAACACCGUAGUCCAGUCGUCUGGUGGGGGUGGGAUCUGGGCCUUACUGGGCACCAUCCUGUACCCCUUGUUGGCUGUGUGGCGGUUCCUCAGCGGGUUCCUCUUCAGCGGGCCCUCUCCUGGGGCAGCUGCGGCAACAGCUGUCCCUCAUUCCCAGCCACAACGGCCUUCAAAUACCAACACCUCAGCCUCCCCUACAGAACCAAAGAGAGAAAUGAUUCGCAAAAGGGUCCUAGAGAAGCGAUCGGAAGACUUCAAAAAGGAUGGCAAGAUCUACCGGCUGAGGACUCAAGAGGACAGUGAAGAUGACAACAACACAUGGAAUGGAAACUCCACCCAGCAGAUGUAGCAUAGUAGUACCCCCUCUAGCUUUCUUUCAUUGAUUUGCCUCACUGUCUCCUUCUCAUCCUAGCCUGAUUUUGUUUAAGUGCGUAUCUAUGGUGGAUUACACUGAUUUAGGGGCUGCCGUUUGCAUUUCCCCUUCCUCCCCUUCUCUACAUGUGAUCCUUUUCCCUCUCCCUUGCAUGGGUAGAUAAAAAAAAUAAAUAAAAAAAAACCGAAAAAAAAAACAACCAAUCAAUCUCUUAAGUCAUCUUAAACAGAGAUCCCCUCUGUGUGUAGUCUACUUGAUUUUUAGCUUUCAGAGUACAUUUGAGUGUAGUCUUGAAAUAAGACCUUACAUUUGAGACUCAAGGCUUGGAAGCUUAAACGCUGCGCAUCUGUUGUUGCAAGGAAAAUUGCUUUUUAUUUAACUGUAUUCUCUGACAAAAAAAAGUUUCCAGUAAAAAUGUGUGAGGGGUUUUGAUGCAUGGGGACCUAGAUACCAGUGUCUUUUCUAUGGAAGCCUGGGCCCUUUGACAUGACCUGACUCGACGGUAAAAUGUUUCUUCUAGCUAACCAUGGAAGUCACUUUACCACUGUCAUUUAGCAAAAGAAUAAAUGAUGUUUUUCAAUUAAA
Molecule: messenger RNA, 2295 nt
Organism: Electrophorus electricus (electric eel)
Lineage: Eukaryota; Metazoa; Chordata; Actinopteri; Gymnotiformes; Gymnotidae
Gene: ubxn4
Product: UBX domain protein 4
Biological process (GO): ERAD pathway
Cellular component (GO): endoplasmic reticulum
Molecular function (GO): protein binding
Source: RefSeq, a predicted model, not a curated record